CCGCUUCGUUCGCUUGCUGUCAAAAUUCCACGUAAGCGUUCUUUCGUUUCCGGCGCUUCGAGCUGCAAAGGAACACAUUUUGAUUAAUUAAAAGUUUAGCCUCUUUUAAUUAAAUCUUCGUAGAAGUCUACAAUGGCCAAGACCAAGACGGAGAAAAAGGCGAAAUCCGCCAUCAAUGAAGUGGUGACCCGCGAGUGCACCAUCAACUUGAACCGGCGUCUGCACAAGGUCGGCUACAAGAAGCGAUCACCGCGAGCCAUCAAGAUUGUGCGCAAAUUCGCCGAGAAGGAAAUGGGAACCACCGAUGUCCGUAUCGAUACCCGCCUGAACAAGGCUAUCUGGCACCGCGGAAUCAGGAACCCACCCUUCCGCAUCCGGGUUCGACUGUCCCGCCGCCGUAACGACGAUGAGGACUCUCCUAACAAACUGUACACCUUGGUUACGUACGUUCCAGUGCCGACGUUCAAGGAGCUGCAAACGGAGAAUGUUGAAUCGACCGACGAUUAAACUGUAAAUUAAUUACACGCUAAGUUAAGGGUCUUUAACGAAGGAUGGAAUUCCUUCAUCGGUUGCAGUUGGUUCAACAUGUAUUUUGUCAAUGCGAUGAAAGAGGAUGAAUUUGUGGGAAAAUAAACCCCAAGUGGUAAAAACGGA
This is a messenger RNA of Topomyia yanbarensis, 654 nucleotides long. RefSeq names its product large ribosomal subunit protein eL31 (gene RpL31). Gene Ontology annotation, cellular component: ribosome; cytosolic large ribosomal subunit. Lineage: Eukaryota; Metazoa; Arthropoda; Insecta; Diptera; Culicidae. The record is from RefSeq and is a predicted model, not a curated record. Gene Ontology annotation, molecular function: structural constituent of ribosome. Bases 133 to 507 code for a protein of 124 amino acids. Gene Ontology annotation, biological process: cytoplasmic translation. The transcript is spliced from 3 exons.